Acanthosepion pharaonis is the source of this 819-nucleotide messenger RNA. The record is from the annotation of a GenBank genome assembly. NCBI's taxonomy places the organism in Eukaryota, Metazoa, Mollusca, Cephalopoda, Sepiida, Sepiidae.
AUGUCCUCGUUGGACGAGGUUCAGCUGCAGUCUCGCACCAAGACUGCUCGUGCAUCUGUAUCAGUGAGCACCUCAACAACAACCAGCACCAACACCGAAGAGGAUACUGACAACGAUAACAAUUUAGCCUCUGAAAAAGCAAGCUCAGCUGAUGGUGACAACAACACUAGUGGCAGCAGCAGCCAAACUAUUGUUGCUAUGGAAACAGGCAGCAAUCUUGCAGAAAAUGUCAUUCAUGUGAUUAGCCCUGCAGUUGUGGCAACAGCAGCAGCACCGGUUGGAUCAGCCUCUAGCAGUGCAGUGACGGUCACUCCAAAUGUACAUACUAUCACCAUUUCAGGAAAUAAUUUGUCCAUACCAUUUAGCUCGUCUUUGACUUCCUCCACCCCUAAUGGUACCCAGAUGGAAUUACAACACAGCCAGAGGCUGGAGCGUUUAAGGGAGGAGCAACAAGCUGUCAGGGACAAAUUGACUCAGAAACAACAAUUUGAACAAAAUUUUAAACCAUGUAUUGUUUGUGGUGACAAAGCCUCAGGUCGUCACUAUGGUGCAAUUAGUUGUGAAGGCUGUAAAGGUUUUUUCAAGAGGAGUAUUCGAAAACAACUGGGUUAUGCAUGUCGAGGCAAUAAGGACUGUCCUGUUACCAAAAUACAUCGUAAUCGAUGCCAGUUUUGUCGCCUACAGAAGUGUCUUGCAGUUGGCAUGCGAUCUGAAUGUAAGUUUCUCUUUUAUAGUCCAACCAUUUUGUUGUAUUUUGUGUAUGAACCCCAGGGGAGUGGCUGUUUGCAUAACUGUUCCAUAAGUCUUGCCUACAGAUAA